UUGAUUUUGAAUUUAACUCUUAGAAAUUGGUAUUUAAUUCGAAUUGGAUAUUAUUGCAAAUGAUUGAAUAUAUCGUUUGAAGCUUUAUUUUCUUAAAUGGUAAUUAUUCUCUUAAUAUAACAUGCCUAAGGGAUUUUUUCCAAACUUUCUUUUGCAUCAUUAGCCCCGUUGGUCCCAUGUUGUGGGCCAUUUACUACUGUUAUAAUAAAACCAGAUGUGAUAUUCAUACCUUAUAGUAAAUGACUUAACGUGAGAGAAAAUAAACUUCAAUUCUCCAUAGGAAAUUAUGGAACCUCAAGUAAGCUCAAGAAUGAAGAAACUUCUUCUAGUCAUCAAUUGUAUAAUUCUAGCUGUAGGAACUUGUGGUGGCCCUUUGAUCAUGCGCCUUUACUUCAUCAAAGGAGGCAAAAGAAUUUGGCUAUCAAGCUGGCUACAAACGGCUGCUUGGCCAAUCAAUUUCAUCCCUUUAGUCAUUUCCUACAUCUACCGUCGCAAAAGCAACAAUAAUAAUACCACCAAGCUCAUUUUGAUGACUCCACAAAUACUCGUGGUCACUAUUGGGAUCGGAAUCCUACAAGGAUAUGCAAAUUAUUUCUAUGCUUAUGGCAUAGCCAAAUUACCCGUUUCCACUAGCGGACUUCUCUUUGCUACGCAACUUGCUUUCACUGCCUUCUUUGCUUUCCUUAUAGUGAAGCUGAAAUUCACUUCUUACUCAGUCAACUCCGUGUUUUUGUUGACGAUUGGUGCGGUGGUUUUGGCCCUACGCUCCAGUGGUGAUCAACCAGAGGGAGAGCCGAAGAAAGAGUAUAUAUUAGGGUUUAUCAUGACCCUAGCAGCUGCUGCUUUGAGUGGUCUUAUUUUUCCUUUAGUGGAGUUGAUCUAUAAGAAAGCACAACAAGCUAUCACUUACACACUGGUAUUGGAGUUUCAAACAGUGUAUUGCUUUAUUGCUACUGUGCUUGCAACAAUUGGAAUGAUCAUAAACAAGGACUUUCAGGCAAUUUCAAGGGAGGCAAACUCAUUUGAACUUGGAGAAAGUAAAUAUUAUAUUGUGAUAGUAUGGAGUGCAAUAGUUUUGCAAUUCUACUUUUUAGGCGUAAUUGGAGUCAUCUAUUCUGCUUCUUCUUUGGUAUCUGGCAUUUUGAUAUCUGUUCUGCUUCCAGCAACUGAAGUUUUAGCUGUUUUCCUUUACGGCGAAAAAUUCAAUGCAGAAAAAGGAAUUUCUCUUGCCCUCUCGCUAUGGGGAUUUGCUUCGUACUUUUAUGGUGAUUAUAAAGAGAACAAGAAGAGAGAAAAUAAUCAAUCUCCGGAAACAGAGAUGACUGAUAAAUCUAAUUGUACCCCAUGAUUGAAAGACUACUUGUCUUAUUGUAUAUGCCAAAAUCAUAAGUACUCGUUAUUCUAUGUAAACUUUCUCCAUUUUAAUUUGUUUGUUUUAAAAAAAUAUUUUUAUUAUUUUUAAUUUCAAAUUUUCACGUGCA
Molecule: messenger RNA, 1481 nt
Organism: Capsicum annuum
Lineage: Eukaryota; Viridiplantae; Streptophyta; Magnoliopsida; Solanales; Solanaceae
Product: purine permease 3
Exons: 2
Coding region: 287-1348 (353 amino acids)
Cellular component (GO): membrane
Molecular function (GO): purine nucleoside transmembrane transporter activity
Source: RefSeq, a predicted model, not a curated record